AUGGCACCAGCUAGGGCCCCCUGCUAUUGUAGAAGUUGCUGCAUACAGGUGGGCAUGUCUGCCAAAUCAGAUAUGUCAAGUGCCACAGCUGCUGGCUUGCAGCUCUUCAUCAAAAGUAGGUGGAAUCUUGCUUGGAUGACACGGGUGGAUGUUGGCGCUGUUGUAGCUGUUGUGUUCCUGCUGCUGGUGGCUGCACUUGGUGCCACGGUGACUGGUUGCAAUGCGGUCAAUAGCAGAUGCAGCUAUGAUUCCGUGUACUUGCCAUCCAGUGGCUCAUAUACUGGAAUAGGAACUUUGAACUGGUUGUCAGACAGUACUAUCUCUUAUUUGGUUGUAGUGGAUUUGCAACUAUGGUAUCCAUUGGUAGAUUUCUGGGCAGCAACAGUUGUUCAGCCUUUUGCCAUUCUCUGCUUGGCAGUAAUCAGUGAACUUGUUGUCAAGGUGUGCAAUGAGUGGAAUGAGGCUUGCCUUACUCUUUUCAUGCACCUCUCACACACUGCCAUGAUUCUGAUGGCUGCUUCAGGUUGGCUGCAGUUAUCCCAUGGUCCAAUUCUUGCCGGUAAUUAA
Messenger RNA from Ostreobium quekettii, 567 nucleotides. Lineage: Eukaryota; Viridiplantae; Chlorophyta; Ulvophyceae; Bryopsidales; Ostreobiaceae. The record is from the annotation of a GenBank genome assembly.